CAGAGCACAAGGGACUGCUGUCCGCUGUAGCUUACGUUAAAGACUCGUCGGUAGGUAGGGUGGUUAGUUCUGUUUUUAGCCUGAUUAUGAUGGAAUUUUAAAAUUAAAAGGUAUCAUAGUCUUUAGCAGGUUUAUGUUUAUGGAUAGACGAAAGACGAGGUAUCUUUGAACGGAUCUACAGGUAAACGCUGGAAAAAUGCCCCUGCAUGGUAAAAUAGUGGUUAUUAAGAGGAGUGGAGGAGACGGGACUGAGUUUCCUCUGACUGCAUCGUGUUUGUUUGGAAGGAAGGCCGAAUGCGACAUUCGCAUUCAGCUUCCUCAGGUUUCCAAGGAGCACUGCAGAAUUGACUUGAAUGAAAAUAAAGAGAUUAUUUUGACCAAUCUGAGCUCAGCCAAUCCGACCCGUGUCAAUGGCGAGGCUCUGAGUCAGUCUGAGCGCUUGAAGCACGGUGAUGUGAUAACUAUUGUCGAUCGUUCUUUCAGGUUUGAGUAUGCGCCUACACAAACACCGAAGAAGAGGACUUCUUCUGGGGCCAAGUCUGAAAGUCUUAAGGUUCUUCGAGAUCAGCAAGUGGCUCACAGUGUUACCGCUGACGCAGGAGAAAAGAGAAUCUCUGAAGUCUCUACAGACCCUCAUCUCAAAGAUGGCGCUAACUAUAACAACAUCCAGCGAUCCUUGGAGAAAACCUUGGAAUUGGAGUCCCAGGAAGAUAAGAACUCGCCAUUCAGUGAUCUGUAUCAAAUGAUCAAAAAGUCGUUGGAUGUCAAGACGCCUCGCAAGUCUUCUGCAAGUGUGGUUCAGACACCGUCCUCAAAGUUUUGCACUCCGAGACUGGGUUCGGUUGUCAAGAAGAGUGAAAAAGGGGUCGUUCUCACACUCAAGAAGGAAGAAGAUCCCAAAGGCAAAACCCCAGAGUCUGUUAAGAAACGGGGGAAGACCUUCCAGGUUCCUUCUGCUGAAGGCCCUGGACCCAGAGUGGAAGAAGCUGGAAAGUCUGAAGGUCCUUCACAGCGGAGAAGAAUCUCAACUCCUCAGAAAUUCACCGCGUCAGAGGUUAUUGAGCAAAUAACAGCUUCAUCAUCUAAGUCACCGGUCAGAAGGAGAAGCAAGGAAUGCACACCGGCUAAAUCUGGUGUAUCCAUGGAGCAAGAAGGACAAGCUGGAAAAUCUCCAAAACUGAAAAAUCCACCAAAGAGAUCUCCUAAAAACUCAGGAUCUGCUGAAAAAGCAAAAAUGUCCAAAAAACGCAAGAGCGAGGAACUUGGGAAAAACCUGCCAAUACCAAACCUGAAAAGGAAGCGAGUUUCCUUCGGAGGCCACCUCAGCCCAGAGUUAUUUGACAAACGCCUGCCGCCUGACUCUCCACUGCGUAAAGGGGCCAGUCCAAGGAGGAGCCUAUCUCUCUAUAAACCCAAACUGUCUCUUCUUAGGAGAGCUUCUGUCAUUGGGUUGCUAAAAGAGCAGAGGACCCCAUCACCUAAGUUCAAAAAGAGUGCUUCCCCCAAGACUCCAACAGGGAAGGCAUCACCAAAAUCAAAGUCCACUUCCCCUGCUAAGAAGUCUCCCAAGGCUGUAAGUCCAGCUCAGAAGUCUCCUAAAUCCAGGUCCGCUUCUCCCAAGGCGACAAGUCCAGCUCAGAAGUCUCCUAAGUCCAGGUCCGCUUCUCCCAAGGCCUUGUCCAGCACACCACCAGUGAAAACACCCUUGAAUUCAGGCAUCCAAACUCCGUCCGUCCAAGGUCGCUUCUCUGUGUCACGUAUCAGGACCCCUUCUCCAGCAACAGCAGUUGUUCAACAGAUGCCUUUGCUUGCUGGUACCCCAAAAAUCCCUCUCAGGAGGAAGAGCAUGAAGAGUGCAUCACGGAGGACUUCAGGUGUUGCCAGGAGUGCAGUAAAAGUCUUUCAGAAACGAAGUGGCAUUUCACGGGCAUCAAUGAAAGCUCAAAGUUCCUGGGCAAAUAUUGUAAAAUUUGGACAAACUAAGGCUUCAGUUGUUGCUCCACCUGAAAAGAAGAUCAUACAGAAACCCUUGAAGAAGGUUGUGUCCAAACCACAGACCCCCGCCUGGAAACUAAAAGGCCAUACGAGCACUGGACAUGCAGAUUCCCCUGCCACCAUCCUUGUUGGGAGAGCUCACAAAAGAACAAUUGUACAUCCAACUGGAGCUGCACCAAAAGUGGUCAUGAAUCUUGCACUGUUCAAAAAGGACAUGAAAAUGGAUGAAGAUUUAACAGGACUCUCUGAGAUGUUCAAAACUCCAGUAAAUGAGAAGAAAAGAAGGUCUUUGGUCAGUGAGAGCAGUGCCAAGAAGACGCCAGUAGCGACUUCUUCUAUGGUGGAACCAUCAGUGCUGAACACCCCGGAGGAGCCAGAUGAAAUGAUGGUGUCUCCGCUGAGCAUAGCGUCUACAGUAAAGAGUCAAAGGUACAACAGCGAGGCAGUCCAGCGCCUUCUCAGUGGAGAUGAAGAAGCAAGUUUUGUCAGUGAUGCUCCUGCCUCGGAAGUUUGUUCAGAGUCUAAACACUCAGAUCCAAAGGCGGGUUCUGUUAAAACUCCCAAACAGAAGCCAGAAUUACCUGUCUGCCUCACUGGAGUCAAGAGGAUCAUGAAAACACCAAGACAGAAGGCUGAGCCCAUUGAGGAUUUGAGAGGAAAACUCUUGAAAACUCCAAAACAGAAACCUGUGCAACAGGACUGUCUCACUGGAAUCAAGAGGAUCAUGAAGACGCCAAGACAGAAAGCUGAACCUUUAGAGGACAUCCGAGGAAAUCUUUUGGUAACUCCUAAAAAGAAAACCGAACAACCAGAGUGUCUCACUGGGGUCAAAAGCAUCUUUGCAACACCGAAGCAGAAGGUGGAACCUCUUGAAGACCUUCAGGGAAAACUCUUGAAGACUCCAAAAACCAGACAGAGCUCUGAUGUCAGCUUGGAUGGUGUUGCAGAGCUUUUCCAGACACCAAUCCACCAGUCCCAGAUGCUGGGUCUUACUGCUGUUGAGAGAAUGAUGAAGACGCCCAAAGAGAAGACUGCUCCAGUUGUGGAUGUGGUUGGUAUGAAGAGACUACCGAGAACUCCCAAACAGAGAGGUGAACCCGUAGAAAACAACUUUGGCAUCAAAAGGCUGAUGAAAUCCCCAAGACUGAGAGGAAAUCCUCCAGUGGAAGACUUUGAGGGACUUCAGGAGCUCCUGGAGGAGCCAGUGACCUACCUGACAGAGCAGCGGCCAGAUGAGCCGUCAGAUGCCAUGGAAACCCAACCUCAAAGUGUCAUAGAGAGCAAUACAACUUCUACCCCUGCUUUUCUUGAAAGAAAAUCUGUUCGUGGUAGGAGGGCAAAAGCUGUGGAACCCAAACAAGAGGAAACAAAAGACAUGGUGUCUGCACCAGCUAGAGGAAGGAGAGGAAAGAAACCUGAGACCAAAGCACCACCUGCUGUUAGACACACCACAAGAGGCAGAAAUGCAGAAGUCCCUGAAAGCAGAGAUGUUGAAGAAAGUCUCCCAGAGUCUCCAAAAGUUGCUAUGAAAAGACAAAGACCUAUCAAAAGAGCCCAAGAUGAGGCAACAGAGCUAGAGCAGAAUCCUGCUGCUGAAGAGGUAGCGACCCCAGAACCUGAGAUUGACUCAGUGCCAACCAUUGAUGUGCAUGGAGGUCCAGCACUUGAAGAGAAAGCAGUGCUGAAGCCCAAACGAGGAAGAAAACCCAAACAACCUGAAGAACUGGCACAGCAGGAGCAGAAACGUCCUAAGAAUGCAGAUAAAGACAAGAGUGUUAACUCAUCGGAUGCUGAGCAUGUGAAGCUACCUGAAGAGGAGAACGCAGAUACAGAAGUUCCAGAAACUAGCUUGAGUCAGAAGAAAUCUGAGAGAGGCAAAAGAGCUAAACCCGUGGAGGCUAAUGAAGCUGAGAAAACACAGGAAGCCGAGGAGACCUCCAAUAAGCCUGUUCUUCCUCCAGUCAGAGGAAGGAGAGGAAAAAAGAUGGAAGCAACAGCAUCUCCUGCUGUUAAACAGAACACAAGAACCAGAAAUGUAAAGUCUCAAAACACUGUUGAUCAUCCAGCAGUUGAAGCACAAGCAAUAACUGAGAUUUCCAAUGAAGCCAUGACCCCUCAAGUAUCGGAGAAGUCCAAUGAAAAGACGAUGGACCCUGUAAGUUCAGUACAAGUGACGACCAAGCCACUCAGAGGGAGAAAAGCUAAAAUAGCAUCCACUGAACCCAAGAAAGAUGAAUGUCCUGUUGCAGAUGCUGAAACUUCUCAACCCAUUCCUUCUGUUGGUAAACCCAGGAGAGGAAGAAAAGCCAAACCUGAUGUUGAGGAACCAACUGAGGUGGCAGAAGAUACAUGUCUCCCUGUGGAGACCAAGCCUCCAAUAAGGGCUAAAAGAGGAAGAAGUGUUCUACAGAAAGAGGACAAACAGAUUGAGAAUGACAAGAUGACUUCACAGGAGACCUCUGAACAUCAGGAGCCACCUAAGAAAUCACGGAGAACAAGAAAACCCGAGCCAGAGCCUCUAAAAACAAAGGAAGACAUCAUAGUCCCAGAAAAGGAACCUAGUGUUGAACAAAGUUCAGUUGCUGCAAAGCCCAAGAAAGGAGGACGGAAAGCUAAUGCAGAUGCUGUCAUAGAAACCCCUGUGAAGUCAGUACUCCUAGUUGACGCUACAGAGAAACCAAAACGAGGCAGAAAAGGAAAACAAGUCCCUCAGGAGACCAUCCCUGCUGAGAAUCCUGAACAUGAAGAGAUCUCUGUGCCAUCUCCUCAGGUCCAUAAACCUAGUCGGGCAACACCGGUGAAACGUGAUGUUUCAGAAACCACUCCAGCUAAGAGAGGCCGCCGGGGUACAGCUCUUCCUCUGGGGGAACCCAAACAAGAACCUGCUCCAGAACCAGCCGUGCCAGCAAAAAGAGGAAGACGGGCUGCAGCAAAGCCCAAACUAGAUGAUGAGACAAAUCCCUCCGAAAGCUCGAAGGCUGACGUCCAAGACGCAAAGAUGACCAAGAAGGCGGUCAAGUUCAAAACAGACCUGGAAAUCCAUGAAAUUCCAAAAGUUACGCCGGUGAAGGCCGUUCGAGGCAGGAAGACAAAAGUUCCAGACCAGGCUGACGCUAGCAGCAAAGAGGGAACAAAGGAGGCCAGCAGCACUGAAGAGAAGAGACUCUCGGAUGACGUCGUUGAGCCCGCCAAGAGAGGAAGGCGAGGAGCGAAGGUUGCAGAGGUGGUGGUGGUGGAAGAUAUUGGAGCACAGCAAAAAAAUCGGCGGGGGAGAUCAGCAAAGAAAUGACUGUUUUGUAAAUACUUCUCAUCUUAAUUACGGUUUCCCCAAAUGUUUUUGUAAUUCCAAAUUUUAGGUAUGAGGGCAUUGUAGAAGGUAGUUUUAUCAACUGAAAAUUAAGCACUGCCAAUACUUCAGUAAUCCAUGUUUUUAACCCUUUCAUAUUUUGUUUUAUGGUUCUACAAAUAUAUUGUCGCUGUGGAAAAAGAUGUAUUAAAUUUUUUUUUACUACAGUA
Molecule: messenger RNA, 5511 nt
Organism: Poecilia latipinna (sailfin molly)
Lineage: Eukaryota; Metazoa; Chordata; Actinopteri; Cyprinodontiformes; Poeciliidae
Gene: mki67
Product: marker of proliferation Ki-67
Exons: 15
Coding region: 197-5284 (1695 amino acids)
Biological process (GO): regulation of chromosome segregation; regulation of mitotic nuclear division
Cellular component (GO): nucleus; chromosome
Molecular function (GO): protein binding
Source: RefSeq, a predicted model, not a curated record